AUGGGCUCGCUGCUGCUGCUGCUGCUGCUGCAGGCAGUUUGGAAAGGCGCACUGGGAAAAUCCCAUUCGCUGCACACCCGAGGAAUCAUUGAACUGGCAGGAGCUAUCACAUGUGGCACGGGGCGGUCUCCCUUGGCAUAUAUUGGCUAUGGGUGCUACUGCGGACUGGGAGGACAAGGCUGGCCUAAAGAUAAAACAGACUGGUGCUGCCACAGGCACGACUGCUGCUACGACAAGGCGGAGAGAGAGGGCUGCAGCCCCAAGGUGCAGAGAUACCAGUGGGAGUGCAAGGAGAAGGCCGUGCAGUGCGAUAAAGUGACAGACCGAUGUGAAAAAAUGGUGUGCCAGUGCGACCAAGAAGCAGCCAAGUGCUGGGGAGAAGCCCCUUACAACCCACUCUUCAUCCUCUGGCCAAACUUUCUGUGUGGACAGACUCAUCCCACCUGCCACUUCAGCUGCGGGGGGGAAAAGUAGUCUUGUUAGAAGCUUUCCUCUAAUCUGAAGGCACUGGAAUAAAAAUUGUACCUCUUUUCCCUG
Molecule: messenger RNA, 537 nt
Organism: Cygnus atratus (black swan)
Lineage: Eukaryota; Metazoa; Chordata; Aves; Anseriformes; Anatidae
Product: phospholipase A2-like
Exons: 4
Coding region: 1-474 (157 amino acids)
Biological process (GO): phospholipid metabolic process; lipid catabolic process; arachidonate secretion
Molecular function (GO): calcium ion binding; phospholipid binding
Source: RefSeq, a predicted model, not a curated record